GCCUCAGCGACUCGCCGUACAUUUGGCGGGCACUGUAAAACGUAAACAGAGAAGGCUGAGAAAUGGAGGAAAGCGAAGAAACAACUACAAAAAUAGAGGCUGUGGAUAUUAAGAACUCAUCUGAAAACCAUACCAAUGAUGCUACAGGGGAAGUUUCCUCACAGAUGUCAACUUCGGGAUCAGUUUGUAAGCCGGCCGAGGAGACGAAACCCCAGUUUGACCGGUUGAAGUUGUUCGACAAAGUGAUGCAGAAGAGCCUUGAAAGGUUUAUUCAAUUUGCCAGUUUUAACAGAUUUGCCGGCACAUUUCGUCCGCUGUACCAGAAGAACCUACAGAAGAUGGAGAGCAUUCACAAACAGUUCAUAAAGGAGUUGCGGGGAGCUAUAAAGGAUGACAUCGCCAUGUUGAUUGAAGAAGGACAGUUAGAGUUCAAACUGAGUGAGCUGGACAAACUGGAGAAGGCUGCUAAAAACAAUCCAGAUCCUGCAUGGCGGCCAAGUGGAAUUCCAGAGCAGGACUUUUGCAGCUUUUUGAUGCCAUACUAUCAAAAGCAGAAAGCCUACCUGCGAGUGGAGCUUAAAAAGAUUCAAGCAGAGAACGCUGCUCUGGCACAGAAAGUUCAAGCGGGUAGAGAGAGCAUGACUCAAACUGAAAAUAAUAUUUCCACUGCUGUUGAAGAAUGGAAGGCAUCAGUCACUGAGUUUGAAAGGCUGGCUUCGUCUCUCUGCCCUGCUGAUGUCUUCGAUGUAUGAUCUUCAAAGUUAUUUAAAUCUAUAAAAAUAUGACCGUACUCUGUUGUAAAUAUUCUUUUUGUAUACUGUCUAAUUUUAAUACGUAGUCUUGAAAAUAAAAAAAUAUUCAUCAUA
Messenger RNA from Cheilinus undulatus (humphead wrasse), 866 nucleotides. It is a transcript of the gene pmf1, whose product is annotated as polyamine-modulated factor 1. The record is from RefSeq and is a predicted model, not a curated record. The transcript is spliced from 5 exons. Gene Ontology annotation, biological process: chromosome segregation. Bases 63 to 752 code for a protein of 229 amino acids. Lineage: Eukaryota; Metazoa; Chordata; Actinopteri; Labriformes; Labridae. Gene Ontology annotation, cellular component: MIS12/MIND type complex.